UUCUCCAACUGUGGAAAUAGAUUCUCCCAAUUAUGCCCAAAUUAGGAUGCUCUGUGAACUUUGACCAAGAAGGUGUCCUUGGACAGAAUGUGGUGGUGUACCCCUAUAACACCUGCCCUUUGGAGGCAGAGGUAAGAGGAUCAGGAGUUGAAGGUCGUUCUUGCAUACACAAAGAAUUCCAAGCAGCGAUUGCGGCUUUCUGUGGUUGCUACGAAAGCGAGCGGACAAGGAAACUGCGACUCGGUGGAGCAGGAGUACACCUGGGUGAGUGGCCUCGCCAUCAGCACCUGUGCGUUUGCUCUUCAUGGCCUCCCGCCGCUGGGCAGCGCGGCUUCAGGUCCUUGAGUAAAAGUACAAUCUUCCUGAAGUAAACUGAGACCAGAAGGGUCGUCCUUGACCGGAAGGGUCCAUCCUUGGUCUCUGCAGAGAGAUUAAGACUAAGCAACAGUUCAGAAUGCUCUUCAGGGGAGAGAGGGUGGCUUACGCAUUGAUGGCCAUUUCCUUCCUGACAUCAAGGCUGUCUGCUGGUCAGAACUGCCUCACCAAGAGUCUCGAGGACGUUGUCAUUGAUAUCCAGUCUGCACUUUCGAAAGGCAUCCGAGGCAAUGAGCCCAUACACACCGCAACUCAGGAAGACUGCAUAGGCGCCUGCUGUUCGACACAAGACAUAGCAGGGGACAAACCAUGUAAUUUGAUGAUCUUCGACACCCGGAAGGCGGACAGACAGCCCAACUGCUACCUGUUUUUCUGUCCCAGUGAGGAUGCCUGUCCACUGAAGCCAGCCAAGGGCCUUGUGAGCUUCAGGCUCAUCAGAGAUUUUCCACUGACCAGAGCUAAUUCAUCACUCCAACAGUUAACCCAAGAAGAAUCUCUCUUACUUGGCCACACCUCAGCAGGAGUCACCCCUGGCGUCCGUCCCUCAGCAGGUUACCCAAAGCCCACUGGCCUGUUUUGGAGAGACCUAUCCUCUCCGAAGUCCACAGCCUUCCCAGACUUGCACAAACUCGUCAAGAUUGAUGAAGCAAGCACACAGCUCCCUUCCCAUGAAGGAAAAAGCCAUUCUCAGAGUUUACAGCUUCCCUCGGAACUAAAAAUGGCUCAUCUGCUCCCUAAAACGGCAACGACUCCAUCUACCACGGUAGCUGUUGCUCCCCUCCAUAACGUCUCUGCCACCUUGAAGCCUGCACUUCCGUUGGCCAGCGUUUCAAUGCCACCUAAGACUUCAAAGCAGGAGGCCACCACAACUCCCCUUGUAACCACUGUGACCUCGAAGCUCCCAGCAGCCCCUGUGUCUACAAGUUUCACACCCAUGCUUACACUUCAGGCAGCUUUGACUACCAUCUUUCAGGCACAUGCAGAGCCGAAAGGCGUCUUAGAAACAGUGCCCUUUCGAGGAGGCUCUACGCUAACUUCAGACACAAAGCAUGGGAAGAGCCCUGCGGUCAUUGCUUUGUCAACCUCAGCGUCUUCCAUUACAAACCAGACUGCUUCCUGGCAGAACAGGAAGGUCAGUGGCGGCAGCGCAUCACUGAACAGGGGUCCAGAAAGCCAGCCUGGCCUUUCGUUUGAGAAGUGGCUUCUCAUUGGGACCCUCUUUAGUGGUGUUCUGUUUCUGGUAAUAGGCCUCGUCCUCUUGGGUAGGAUGUUGGUUGAAUCCCUCCGUAGGAAACGGUAUUCAAGACUUGACUACUUGAUCAAUGGGAUCUAUGUUGACAUCUAAAGACAAGUUAGGUGUCUCUUAGUUCAUGUAAGAACUUGUUGCCAAAUGGGCCUGUGUUCCUUCUGCCCAGGCCUUCUCAGUAGGAACUAUAUCUUGAAGAAUAGCCCUACUUCCCUUCGCCUUCCCCCUCUUCUUCCUCUUCCUUCUUUUCCUUUUUGAAACAGGCUCAGGUAGCCCAGGCUGGUUUUGAACUCCUGAUCUUCCUGCCUCUGCCUCCUGAGUUCAGGGGUUGCAGAUUUUCACAACCAUGUCUGAAUUUUUAAUUUAAUUUUUUUUUUUUUCAGUACUACAGGUCAGGACCUUCUGCAUGCUAGACCAGAAGUCUCCGCCUGAGCCACACCCUCAGUCCAACCACUUUCUGUUUGUUUGUCUUUUUUUUUUUUUUUUUUAAGAGGAAGAGAGAGGGGUUAAAAGAAACUAAACUAAGUUACUGAGUGAUCUGUUAGUAAAAUAAUAGCCAAAAGUAAUUCCUAACUAAAAUAUUAAGUAUACUUGAAUAUAAACUAGAAAUGUGUAUCUGGCUUUAGAUAAAGACAAGGCAUGGGUUUAGGACAUCUGAGCUGUGAUUCAUUACUAUUUCCCAUUCCAGAUAAUGGCAACUGUUUGAUACUAGUUUUAAUGGAUCCUCUUUUUCUUUUUUUAUAUGAAUUCCAAUAAAACUCAUUCCAGAUGUAUCUCCCUCCAAUUAAAUAUCUGAAUAAGU
Messenger RNA from Mastomys coucha (southern multimammate mouse), 2423 nucleotides. RefSeq names its product MANSC domain containing 1 (gene Mansc1). Bases 455 to 1720 code for a protein of 421 amino acids. The record is from RefSeq and is a predicted model, not a curated record. The transcript is spliced from 4 exons. Lineage: Eukaryota; Metazoa; Chordata; Mammalia; Rodentia; Muridae.